Messenger RNA from Camelina sativa (false flax), 1202 nucleotides. Its product is annotated as protein STRICTOSIDINE SYNTHASE-LIKE 12-like. Gene Ontology annotation, cellular component: endomembrane system. The record is from RefSeq and is a predicted model, not a curated record. NCBI's taxonomy places the organism in Eukaryota, Viridiplantae, Streptophyta, Magnoliopsida, Brassicales, Brassicaceae. Gene Ontology annotation, molecular function: hydrolase activity.
UAGAGACAGAAUCAUAUACCAACUUUUAGAUUCGUAGAUUUUUGAUAAAAUUGACUAAGUAAGAUACGACAAUGGCGUCCUUUGUCUUUGUGAUAUCUCUUCUUCUUCUCUCUCUUUCUUCGGCUGUUUUCUCCGAUGACGUGGCUUUCCAGAAACUUCCUGUGCCCGGAAAGAGGUCAGGCCCUGAAUCUUUCGCCUUUGAUCCCACCGGCAAAGGUUUCUACACCGGUGUCUCCGGUGGUAAAAUCCUCAAGUAUACUCCCGAGAAUGGUUUUGUUGAUUUUGCCCAGAUGACGAAAUCCUCGAACUCGAAAUGGUGCAACGGAGUAUUAGGAGCCGCUUUCGCCGGAAAGUGCGGUCGACCAUCUGGAAUAGCCUUAAACAGCAAAACAGGUGAUCUUUACGUCGCCGAUGCUCCGUUGGGUCUUCACGUUAUCUCUCCCGCCGGAGGUUUGGCCACAAAGAUCGCCGACAGUCUUGACGGAAAGCCCUUCAAGUUUCUAGACGGUCUUGACGUUGAUCCCACCACCGGCGUCGUCUACUUUACUUCCUUCAGCUCCAAGUUUGGCCCACGCGAAGUUUUAAUAGCAGUGGGGUUAAAAGACGCGAGCGGAAAGCUCUUCAAAUACGACCCAGCGACCAAAACUGUGACUCAGUUAAUGGACGGUCUAAGUGGUGGAGCUGGUUGCGCCGUGAGCUCAGAUGGUUCGUUCGUUUUGGUCAGCGAGUUCAUAAAGAGUAACAUCAAGAGAUAUUGGAUUACAGGACCCAAAGCUGGAACUUUCGAAGACUUCUCAAACCUUGUCUCGAACCCCGACAACAUCAGGAGGUCAGCUUCUACCGGAAAUUUCUGGGUCGCCUCCGUCGUGAACAAGGUUGUCGUGCCUACCGACCCUAAGGCGGUCAAGAUAGACUCCAAUGGAAAAGUGCUUCAGACCAUUUCUCUCAAGAAUGAGUUUGGGAAUACUUUGCUUAGUGAAGUCAACGAGCUCAACGGCCAUCUCUAUAUCGGAACUCUUACCGGACCCUUCGCCGGAAUCAUGAAACUUUAAAUUGGUUAUUACUUAUAACGUUGUUUGGUCAUUACCAUUUUUGAAAUCAUUGAUAUUUUCUCUCUUAGUCCUUAAUAAAGUUAUAACCUCAAAUUUCCUGCCUAAUAUGGGGUUGAUGACACAUUUGUUUCUAGUUUUUAAGUCUUGCUC